Pelagomonas calceolata is the source of this 1124-nucleotide messenger RNA. The record is from the annotation of a GenBank genome assembly. Lineage: Eukaryota; Pelagophyceae; Pelagomonadales; Pelagomonadaceae.
AACACAACGAGCUUGUACACGCUCAUCGGCCAGUCAUCGCUCAAAGCAUAGCAAUGGAGCAAUCCCUCGGCAAGCGCACGGCUGGCUCGAGCAGCACAGAUCUACUCCGGCUCUGGCAAGGCGAUUUAGUGGAGCCCCUGCUCGCAUUGCUUCCCCUCAAAGCGAUCGCGACCGUGCCCAGGGUUUCGCGCCGGUUCCGCGACCAGCAGUGGCGGACGUAUAGCUUGAUCGCGCGGCAGACCGGCACGAUCCGCACGUCGACGAGCGCGCUCCUCGACGCCGUUCGGUGGACGGGCCGGGACGAGCGCUGGUCGCGGUUCGAUGGUAGCAGUCUCGAGGCGUGGGAGCCUCUUGAACGUCCUGAACACGAAGGCGCCUUUCGCUGCAGACGCGCCCUUUAUACUAGUAGAGACAUCGCCAAUCGAGGCCCGUGGCCGUGGCACUGCCUACAAAUCCAUACUGAAGAUCCGCUGAAUGGCAGCAGAGGGCAUCACCACGGGGGCGGCUUAACCAAAAGACUCGAUUCCGACGAGUUCUUGUGUAUACGGCGACUCACCUACAGCUUCCAAUUUAGAGACGUGAAUGAGCAAGUUUCUCAUCAGGAGCCAAGUAUGGAAGGCUUCGCAGCUAUAAGUCUUGGUCCGGCUGGGAGGGAAUUCGCGGGCCUGCUUGUUGAGCCGAGUGGCAUACGAGGGAACGGAGAUGGUGAGGAGGAGACUUGGUACGAGCUCCAGUGGUGGAACAUGAAUCGUACUGACGAGAAUGGAACCCCCAUCAUGAUCGUGAAGCCUGGUCAGAUAUACAGUGUCGAGCUACGGUUCGAUUGGUCGGUGCUGCGAGGUGUCUUGGGAUCGGCGGACGUGUCUGUCAAGAGCCUGACCGGCGAUAAAUGUCACGGACGCCGGACUUUCUACUUUGCACGCCGGCCACUCACCGAGAUCAAUCUUUAUAAUUACACCGCUUCGCGCGCGAGCUUCUCUUCGGUUGACGUUAGAUACUCGAAGAGGACGCCCCGAGACGUCUACAGACGCGGCGAGGAGGACUUAGGUUCCCAGUCCGAGGACGACGAGGUUCUGGCGCUGCGGCUGCAGCGCGAGUGGGUGGAGGAGGGCAACUCGGAGUAA